Messenger RNA from Notothenia coriiceps (black rockcod), 983 nucleotides. RefSeq names its product serine/threonine-protein kinase MRCK alpha-like. Gene Ontology annotation, cellular component: cytoskeleton; cytoplasm; actomyosin. The transcript is spliced from 7 exons. NCBI's taxonomy places the organism in Eukaryota, Metazoa, Chordata, Actinopteri, Perciformes, Nototheniidae. Gene Ontology annotation, molecular function: protein serine/threonine kinase activity. The coding region runs from base 1 to 981 and encodes 326 amino acids. Gene Ontology annotation, biological process: actomyosin structure organization; peptidyl-threonine phosphorylation. The record is from RefSeq and is a predicted model, not a curated record.
AUGUGUUUGUCAGACUCGGGUCAGAUUGAGAAGCAGCUGGAGGACGUGUCGCUGGCCCGCAGAGACCUGGAGGACUCCUCUAAACACACCAGGACUCUGGAGAAACAGAUGAAGAGUGUCUCACAGGAGAGGGACGACAUGCACAAGGAUAUCUUGGAUGCCAACGAGAAGCUGAAGGCUCAGUCGAAGGAGCUGAAGGACGCUCACAGCCAGAGAAAACUGGCAAUGCAGGAGUUUUCAGAGCUCAACGAGAGACUCACAGACCUCAGGUCGGUGAAGCAGCGCCUGGCCCGCCAGCUGCGGGACAAAGAGGAGGAGGUGGAGAGUCAGGGUCAGAAGGUGGAGGCACUCCGCCUCGAGGUGCGAAAGGCUGAGAGGGCCAAGAAGGAGAUGGAGGCGCACUCUGAGGAGCAGACAGCAGAGGCUCAGAAAGAGAGGAAGCUGAGGGAGCGUAAUGAGCAGUACAGCCGACAGCUGGAGGAGGAGCUUGAAGGGCUUAAGGUGAAGCAGGGGUCCUCCGCCCCCGCCGCCUCAGCGGACCAGACCCAGGAGGUGGGGCGCCUGCGGGGAGACCUGGAGAAGAAGACGCUCCUGUACGAGGAGGAGCUGGCGCGCAGGGAGGGGCAGCACGGCAGCGAGCUGAAGGGUCUGCGCAAAGAGCUGCGGGACGCCGAGAGCCAGCACCUCGCUCUGCAGAAAGAGAUCCUGAUGCUCAAAGACAAGCUGGACAAGACUCGCCGCGAGAGCCAAAGCGAGAGGGAAGAGUUUGAGACCGAGUACAAGCAGAAGUACGAGAGGGAGAGAAUCCUGCUGACCGAAGAGAACAAGAAGCUGUCCACUGAACUAGAUAAGCUCACCAGCAUGUUUGAGAAGAUGAGCAGCUCCAACAGGCAGCUGGAGGACGAGAUGAGGGAGCUGGCCGACAAGAAGGAGAGUGUGGCUCACUGGGAGGCCCAGAUCACGGAAAUCAUCCAAUGGUGAGA